CCGAGACAUGACGGAGGGAAUGUAGUGGGGCCUCUCCGGAACAGGGACAUGUUCAGAACGAGGCUUUGUGUGUCUGUCGGGGGGCUGAGGGGACUGCGGCUCAGCUCGUCCUCCAGCGCCAGCGGCUUUUCCUCCAACCAGGUCCGGCAGACCUUCCUGGAUUUCUUCCAGCAGAAACACCGACACCGGUUCGUCCCGUCCUCCCCGGUCCGGCCGCGGGGGGACCCGAGUCUCCUGUUUGUCAACGCGGGAAUGAACCAGUUUAAGCCCAUCUUUCUGGGCACGGCAGACCCCCGCAGUGAGAUGGUGAAUUACCGCCGUGUAGUCAACAGUCAGAAGUGCAUCCGUGCAGGCGGCAAACACAAUGACCUGGAGGACGUGGGGAGAGACGUCUACCACCACACCUUCUUCGAGAUGCUCGGGAACUGGUCUUUUGGAGACUACUUCAAGGAAGAAACCUGCGCCAUGGCCUGGUCUCUCCUCACAGAGCAUUAUGGCAUAUCUCCAGACAGACUUUAUGUGUCCUACUUCGGUGGCGAUGGCGAGUCGGGGUUACCAGCUGACCAGGAGACGAGAGAGAUCUGGCUCAACAUCGGGGUGCCGGCGGACCGCGUGCUGCCAUUCGGACCGCGGGAGAACUUCUGGGAGAUGGGGGAUACGGGCCCCUGCGGCCCCUGCACGGAGAUUCACUACGACCACAUCGGCGGGCGCAACGCCGCCCUGCUGGUCAACUCACACAGUCCUGAUGUGGUGGAGAUCUGGAAUUUGGUCUUCAUGCAGUAUAACAGGGAGGCAGACCACAGUUUGCGCCCCCUGCCCAAGCUGAGUGUGGAUACCGGGAUGGGACUGGAGAGACUGGUGACGGUUCUUCAGGGGAAACGAUCGAACUACGACACCGACCUGUUCACUCCGCUGUUGACUGCCAUCCAGGAGCGGUCCGGGUGUGGGGGCUACCGGGGCAGGACGGGGGAAUCGGAUGAAGGGAAGGUGGACAUGGCGUAUCGUGUGGUGGCGGAUCACAUCAGGACCCUGUCGGUCUGCAUCGCUGAUGGAGUGUACCCAGGAAUGUCCGGAGCUGAGCUGGUGCUGCGGAGGAUUCUACGUAGAGCUGUGCGCUUCUGCAUUGAAGUCCUGCAGGCCCCCCAGGGGGCGCUGGCAAGCCUCGUUCCAACAGUCGCCCACAUCCUAGGUGAUGCCUUUCCUGAACUGCACAGAGACACGGACAGGAUUAUGGACAUCAUCAAUGAGAACGAGCAGCAGUUCCUGGCAUCUCUCCAGCGAGGACGCAGGCUGAUAGAGAACACUCUGAGAACCACAGAGAGCCGCCAGCAGCUGUUUCCAGGUGCCGUGGCUUGGUCUCUGCACCGGAACCUGGGCUUCCCUCUCGAUCUGGUGGACCUAAUGGUGGAGGAAAGGGGGACCAGGGUGGACCACACAGAAGUGGAGUGUCUCAGAGCCCAAGAAGAGAAGCGUCGAUCAGAGCUCCAGCUCUCUGAGAUGGAGAACCAGUUGAGGUUGGACGUCCACAGCCUGGCAUUGCUGCAGAGCAGAGCGGUCCCUCAGACAGACGACAGUCCUAAAUACCAAUACAGCCUUGACGCCCACAACCAAUAUGUGUUCCCGUCCUGCCAAGCCAGCAUCCAGGCUCUGUACAGCGGACAAACUCUGGUGUCAGAGGUCACCAGGGGUCAGAGUUGUGGGGUCAUUCUGGACCGUACCUGCUUCUACUCUGAGCAGGGGGGGCAGUCACAUGAUCAGGGCUAUUUCAUCAGAGAUGGAGAGCAGGAGGUGCUGCAUCCUGUGGAGAUGGUAUCUCUAGCAGGGGGAUAUGUGGUUCACCAGGUGACGGCUGCUGACACUCUUAGGAUAGGAGACUCGGUUCUGCUCCACCUGGAUCAGGGCCAGCGGCUGGCCUGCAUGGUGAAACACACCGCCACCCACCUCCUGAGCUGGGCCCUGCGGGGUCUGCUGGGCCCCAGCACCGAGCAGAGAGGCUCCCACGUCACAGCAGACCGCCUCCGCUUCGAUUUCAGUGUCAAGGCUUCUCUGAGCAUCUCCCAACUUAAGCAGUUGGACUGCUUUGUCCAGGACGUCGUCACAGAAAACCAAACAGUCUAUGUAGAGGAGAUUCCUCUGGACCGGGCCAGCACCAUCCCCGGUCUCAGGACCAUAGAUGAGGUGUACCCUGACCCGGUGAGGGUGGUGUCUGUUGGGGUGCCAAUCUCAGAACUACUGGACAGCAGGACAGACAGACAGACGUCUGUGGAGCUGUGCUGUGGAACACAUCUACUAAGGACAGGGGCAAUUGAGGACCUGGUGGUUGUGUCAGAGAGACAGAGGUUGAAGGGAGUCAGUCGCAUUGUGGCUGUUACUGGAGAUCAAGCCAGACAGGCCCGGGAAGUCGGCCAGGCAUUAACCCAGGACGUGGAAUCUCUGUCAGCCAGAAUAAAGGCCUCCAUCUCCUCCUGCCUCCCCUCCGCACAGCAGCUGGCCAAGGAGGUGGGCGUCCUGUCGGAUGCUGUCGACAACACUCCCAUCCCUCAGUGGCAGAGAAGAGAACUUCAGAGUCUUCUUAAAGCUCUCCAGCGCAGCUCCAACACCACCAUCCGCAAGCUGGAGACCAGAGAGGCUGCAGUCAAAGCUCAGUCACUGCUGGAGAAGAACGGAGACAAGACGCUGCUGGUGGACUCGGUGGACUUGGACUCUCUGUCUGUUGUGAUGAAGACGGUUAACCAGAUCAGCGAUAGAGCGCCAGCUAGCUUGGUGAUGCUUCUUUCACACCAGCAGCCUUCUGGGAAAGUUCUCUGUGCCUGCCAGGUGCCAAAGGGCUUCACAGCUCUCUCAGCCAAUGACUGGGCGGUGGCGGUGUGUUCCUUCCUGGGUGGGGCCGCGGGGGGAUCGAUGCUGGUGGCCAAGGGAACAGGAAGUAGCAGUGACAUCACAGAAGCACUGAGAUGGGCGGAGGAGUACGCACGCAACAAGACAAACUCAUGAUGAGCUCUGUAAAGGAAAACUGGUGAAGAACGCUCAGAAAAUACUGGCUCUCUUUCAUGUCAGCUAAUGGGAGUUUCCCAGUACAACCAGUCUACCUGACACCUCAGCUGGAGCAGUGGCGCCUGGCUCAGUGGUACUGUGUCAGGAACUCCUGCAGACACAAACCUCUAAUAUGACCUCGCCCCUGUAGAGUGAGGCAUCUGUUUUGAAAUAUGCACUUGAAGAAUUAUCUGUCAUUAUUUACUUGUGUGUUAGUCCAGAACUGAUGGAGAGCUGAAUAUUCCCAACAUGUGUUCACUGUCUGACUGACUGGUGCCUGAAAAUAAGAGUUCACCAUCAAGUCCAGCUCUGCUACAGCAGCUUCAGCAGACGUUAGAAAGGCAAAAUCAUAAAUCCUCAUAAUCCACGUCAAUCCCACCUGACCUGCCACAUACUUCAAAUCCUAUCAUCCAUCAUGAAUUAACUAUUGGUUCAGCAGGGGGCACUGUGUUCAGCCCACUAUUCUGCACUUUUAUGUGCACCAACAGGAAGUGCUCAUUAAUUUUGAAAAGUAAUCUGAUUGGUCGAUGAUUUACUCCAAACAUGUUUUCUCAAAGGUUGAGUUUAUUUCUUUGCUAAGUCUUGGUAACUGGGUAGUCUUGGUAACCGGGUAGUGAGUCUGCAGAGUUUUCAGUUAUAAUUUUUACAUCAGUCCACAAAUGGCCUGGUGGCCUGUCCGGGGUGUCUCCCCACCUGCCGCCCAGUGACUGCUGGGAUAGGCUCCGGCAUCCCCGUGACCCCGGUUGGGAUAAGCAGCUUGCAUAAUGGAUGGAUGGACAUCAGUCCACAAAUGGACUUAUCUCAGAAGAGUUGUGCGUUGAACACUUUUGGAUCGUAAAACAGUCGAGUCAAGUGUUCAUUCCAACCACAACCAGGAGAGUGUCCUGUGAUUCCAACCACAACCAGGAGAGUGUCUUGUGAUUCCAACACAGCCAGGAGAGUGCCCUGUGAUUCCAACCACAACUAGGAGAGUGUCCUGUGAUUCCAACCACAACCAGGAGAGUGUCUUGUGAUCACAACCAGGAGAGUAUCCUGUGAUUCCAACCACAACCAGGAGAGUGUCUUGUGAUCACAACCAGGAGAGUAUCCUGUGAUUCCAACCACAUCCAGGAGAGUGUCCUGUGAUUCCAACCGCAACCAGGAGAGUGUCCUCUGAUUCUAACCACAACCAGGAGAGUGUCCUGUGAUUCUAACCACAACCAGGAGAGUGUCCUGUGAUUCUAACCACAACCAGGAGAGUGUCCUGUGAUUCCAACCACAACCAGGAGAGUGUCCUGUGAUUCCAACCACAACCAAGAGAGUGCCCUGUGAUUCUGUGGGGUUAAUGAAAGAUGAGCCUGUCUGCAGAUGAAGACUUAGUCUUAAUCGAUGAACUAUGAAUCCAGAUUUCUUUGUUUUGGAAGAAAUAAAAACACUGGGAGUA
Messenger RNA from Lampris incognitus (smalleye Pacific opah), 4456 nucleotides. RefSeq names its product alanyl-tRNA synthetase 2, mitochondrial (putative) (gene aars2). Gene Ontology annotation, molecular function: alanine-tRNA ligase activity; amino acid binding; nucleic acid binding. Gene Ontology annotation, biological process: alanyl-tRNA aminoacylation; tRNA modification. The record is from RefSeq and is a predicted model, not a curated record. Gene Ontology annotation, cellular component: cytoplasm; mitochondrion. The transcript has 22 exons. Bases 49 to 2994 code for a protein of 981 amino acids. Lineage: Eukaryota; Metazoa; Chordata; Actinopteri; Lampriformes; Lampridae.